Molecule: messenger RNA, 1568 nt
Organism: Papaver somniferum (opium poppy)
Lineage: Eukaryota; Viridiplantae; Streptophyta; Magnoliopsida; Ranunculales; Papaveraceae
Exons: 2
Coding region: 714-1490 (258 amino acids)
Source: RefSeq, a predicted model, not a curated record
UAUCCGUUCCCUGUUUGUUUUCGUUCUCCUUCAGUCACCUUCUUCCUCCACCACUUCAUCUCAGGGGCCGGGACCUGUCAGAGUCUGUCAUCCCCAUUUUACCGGCCAGUUCAAAAGUGCAAGAAAUUUUUGCACAAGGUAGUCUCUUUCUUAUACUGUCACGAUAUACAUAAGCGUAGAUUUCAUUUGAGAAGCACUGUCUUAUUUGUUUGCAACUCAUUCAUGCUUUUUGAUUUCUAUUGGGUAUAUUCUUGUAUAUUUGCAUAUAUUCACUUACUUGUCUUAAGAAGAUAUUCACCUCUUUUAGAAUGUAUUUAGAAUAUUGGUUGUAACCCUAACUCCUAUAUAUAGGAGUCUUUGUUAUCAAUGAAAACACAAUUGAAUCAUCUCUCGUUUUGUUCUUCAAGUUAUCUCGUCUUGUCUUAGGUUAUAGAAACCUUCAUGGUAUCGUGAGUCCGGUAACAAUGUCUAGUAUUUUAACUUCAACUUCCUCUUCACCAAACAAAUAGUCUUCUAUAUAUACUCUAGCUUCUAAUGAUGGACCAGGAACUAUCAUCACACAUGUAGUUCUCAAAGGAUCAAACUAUGAAGAAUGGGCUAAAGGGUUUCGUAUUUCUUUGGGUGCGAAACGCAAGCUGGGUUUCAUUAACGGUAACCUCUCGAAACCUUCUGAUGAUUCUUCUGACCUGGAUGACUGGUGGACUAUAAACUACAUGAUCGUUGCCUGGAUUUUUAACACCAUUGAUCCAGUUCUUCGAUCCUCAAUUUCUUAUCGUGACACCGCCUUUGAUUUAUGGGAAGAUAUCAGGCUUCGUUUUUCUCUUGGGAAUGGAAUAAAAAUAUUUCAACUUAAAUCUGAUGUCGCCAGUUGCAAACAAAAAGAUGGAGAGUCUAUUCAAGACUAUUAUGGGAGGUUGAAGAAACUCUGGGAUGACAUCAAUGACUUUGAUGCUUUACCUUCGUGUAAGUGCUCCGGUUGUACCUGUGAUCUUAAUCUCACUCUACGUACUCGACGUAACAAUGAUCAGGUACGCGAAUUUUUAAUGGGUCUUAUACCCUAUUAUGCUAAUGUUCGUUCAAGUAUUUUGGGCACCGAACCACUUCCGUCUCUGCACACUGUGUAUUCUCGUCUCAUUCAAGAGGAAGAGGUUCGAUCUUAUACUCAGCCGAAGGAGGAUAUCGUUUCUCCAAUGGCUUUUCUUGCUCACGGCAAUAAGCCACAAGGAUCGAAAUCAGGAGAUGUCAAAACUCCAUUGAAGUGCACCUAUUGUGGUCAUAAUGGACAUCUUGAGGAUCGAUGUUGGGAGAAGCAUGGGUAUCCAGAUGGUCGCCAGCCCAGACGUCCACCUGCUGCUUAUCUCAAAACCGAGUCACCAGUUCAACGUACUCAACCAGCAGCUAAGGCAAACGCUGUCGUUGGUGACAUGCCAACUCCAAAUCAUGUUCUUCUCUCUGGACCAUACUUUGAGGACGAGGAUUGGUAUGGGUAAGCUCAUGGAUGGGCUGUAUUGCUUGAUGGGGAAACCAGCUCGUGUCAACGUUGUGUUAGAGAAGACUGCAACAGAUUU